GAUCAAGCAAGGAGACACAACAGUCUGAUGCAAGAGUCCGUGAGAAGAUUCCCUGCCUCCAUGCAGCCGGCCCUGUUCACGCUCUUCCUGCUUCACACCUGGCUCCGUGGAGGACAGGGCGACCUCCGUGAGGACCUGACCUUGCUGAAGACCGAGCUUGCGCUUCGCCUCUACCAGGGUGCAGCGGCCCCUAGAAAUGAAACCAAUGUUGUCAUUUCUCCUGCUGGCGUGUCCCUUGCUCUGGAAAUCCUGCAGUUUGGAGCCCAAGGGAACACCGGCCGGCAGCUGGCCGAGGCCCUGGGUUACACCGUCCAUGACCAGAGGGUGAAACAGUUCUUACACACUGUUUACGCCACCCUGCCCAACUCCGGACGAGGCACCAAAAUGGAGCUGGCCUGCACUCUUUUCGUGCAAGCAGGAACGCCCCUCUCCCCCUGCUUUGUGGAACAGAUCUCCCAGUGGGCCAACAGCAGCCUGGAGCCAGCCAACCUCAGGGAACCCAACAGCACCAGCAUCGGGGUCAACGAAUGGGCUUCCAGGCAGAUGGCAGGUGACAACCCGGGCGGCCCGACAUGGGAGCACGGUGGCAGUGCAUUUCCCCAGCUGGCACUUGUGAGCACCAUGUCCUUUCAGAGCACUUGGCGGCAGAGAUUCUCCUCCAGGGACACUCAGCUCCUGCCUUUCACCUGUGCCCCGGGCCUCGUCCUCCAAGUCCCCAUGAUGUACCAAAUGGCCGAGGUCAACUACGGCCAGUUCCAGGACCCUGCAGGCCAUCAGGUGGGGGUGCUGGAGCUGCCUUACCUGGGAAACACAGUGAGUCUGCUCUUGGUUCUGCCACGUGACAAAGACACCCCGCUGAGCCACGUUGAGCCACACCUCACAGCCAGCAUCAUCCACAUCUGGACCUCCAGCCUCAGGCGAGCCAGAAUGGACGUGUUCCUGCCCAGAUUCAGGAUCCAAAAUCAUUUCAAUUUAAAAAGCAUUUUAAAUUCUUGGGGAGUCACCGAUCUUUUUGAUCCACUCAAAGCUAACUUGAAAGGAAUUUCAGGCCAAGAUGGCUUUUAUGUUUCUGAAGCGAUCCACAAAGCCAAGAUUGAGGUUUCCGAGGAAGGCAGCAAGGCGUCUACAGCCACCGCUCUGUUGUUACUGAAAAGGUCUCGGAUUCCUUUUUUUAAAGCAGAUCGGCCAUUCUUCUUUUUCCUGAGAGAACCCAACACAGGAUUUGUCUUCAGUAUUGGGAGCGUUUCAAAUCCCCUAGACUAAAUUAAGAGAUCUCAAGCAUGUUCUCCACUGUCAACUAUGCUUUUCUUCAUAAAAAGUUACAAUUGCAUUCUGCUAUACCC
Prionailurus viverrinus (fishing cat) is the source of this 1343-nucleotide messenger RNA. RefSeq names its product serpin family E member 3 (gene SERPINE3). The record is from RefSeq and is a predicted model, not a curated record. Lineage: Eukaryota; Metazoa; Chordata; Mammalia; Carnivora; Felidae. The coding region runs from base 28 to 1263 and encodes 411 amino acids. Gene Ontology annotation, molecular function: serine-type endopeptidase inhibitor activity. Gene Ontology annotation, biological process: negative regulation of endopeptidase activity. The transcript has 9 exons.